This is a messenger RNA of Phaeodactylum tricornutum CCAP 1055/1, 1005 nucleotides long. RefSeq lists its product with no specific name. The record is from RefSeq and is a predicted model, not a curated record. Bases 1 to 969 code for a protein of 322 amino acids. NCBI's taxonomy places the organism in Eukaryota, Bacillariophyta, Bacillariophyceae, Surirellales, Neidiaceae. The transcript has 2 exons.
AUGGGAGACCGAACGUCGACACCAUACAGAAGCGACGGAAAAACAUCUCGCUCUUCGCCAAAAAUCUUUGCAGGAGCUUGUAUCUUGGCCGUGUUCGUCGCAAUUUCAGAAUAUCGAUCGUCCAUCGGCAACCUCAGCUGCGCGUUCGAUCAGGAAGGGCCCACUGUAGUCGAGACCACCCGGUGGUCGACGGCGGCAGCGUCGAAACAUUCUUUUGGUUUCUUUGACGAUAUUCCUGAUUCUACGUGGGAGCGUAUGCGACGAAAGGCCUUGAGCUUUGAACAGUACGCAAAUCCCGCAGAUCCCAAUCAAGGUUGGGAAAAGCCAUGGCGAUGGUACCUCGACAACCUCCAACCUGAAUUUACCUGCCCCCACUGGGUGUGCGAUCCACACCGAUUGAUGAAGAAAGACUGCCUUGUUUAUUCAUUUGGAAGCAAAGGACAGUACGAUUUUGAAGACGGAUUGAUUGACAUAGUUGGCCAACAUUGCGAAAUUCAUGUUUUCGACUUUGGUUCUUUUGAUCGUACCGAAAAUUCUGAAAGAAAUAUUCACUAUCACCAGUGGGGACUAGGAAGCAGCUACGACAGACAGUAUAACGACGCGUUCAUUAACGGCGAAGAGAUCCUUUCUUUCAGCGAGAUUCAAGACAAACUCAAGCACAAGGGUCGGACGAUCGACUUGCUUAAGAUUGACUGCGAACGAUGCGAAUGGGCGAACUACAAAGAUUGGGUUGGUGUAGAUGCACGACAGAUACUCAUUGAGAUUCAUGGAAUUCCGUCUCCUGUAAAAGCUACAAAAAGCUAUAGGUUACCCAUGAACGCUACGGAUUUCUUCGACGCCUUGACAGAGCAGUCGUUCGUGACGUUCAACAAGGAGGUAAACGUGCACAAUCGAGAGUGCUAUGAAUUUAGUUUCCUCAAACUCGACGAGCCGUUUUGGGCAGAUCGGUUGACUCCGAUUUCGGACUAGAUUAGAUUUGUACGGUAAAUUGCGUGUUACUCGUUU